This is a messenger RNA of Anastrepha obliqua, 2326 nucleotides long. RefSeq names its product protein distal antenna (gene dan). Lineage: Eukaryota; Metazoa; Arthropoda; Insecta; Diptera; Tephritidae. The record is from RefSeq and is a predicted model, not a curated record. Gene Ontology annotation, molecular function: DNA binding. Bases 143 to 2290 code for a protein of 715 amino acids. The transcript has 2 exons.
UAACAGGCGACCAGCAUAAAAAGCGACACCAAAAUAAUUGCUUUAGAUCAAAUAUAUACUCUUUUUUCUGGAAUAGUUGUAUAAAAACAAAUUCAAACUGUUCGACAACGGCCUCAAGUUGGAUAUAUCCAGCUAUUCCCAUAUGAAUAUCCGCAUGAGUACGAAGGGCAAGCGUCCAUUACGGAGCUUGACCCCGAGUGAUAAAAUCCAUGCCAUUCAGCGAAUACACGACGGAGAGUCCAAAGCCUCGGUGGCUCGUGAUAUUGGAGUUCCGGAAUCCACUUUACGUGGUUGGUGUAAAAAUGAAGACAAGCUACGCUUCAUGUCACGUCAAACUGAUAAAAUAACGGCCGACUCAUUAGCAGAAAAACUGGGAGCAUCAGCGGCAAUGCUUCCAGAAAAGCGCCAAAAGUUGGAUGGUGGCUCGCUACCGUACAAUUAUUCAAAUAAAAUUAAAUAUGAUGAACUGGUGUACAAAAGAUCUCAACUAAAUGGCCCAGACUAUAGUUCAAACAAAAGUUUGUCAGAGCUUGGAUUCAAUGGUUUGUCCUCAGACUAUAUUGCUUUCAGUAAUGCUGCCAAAAAUAAGGUAUUUGCUGCUGAUAUAUCACGACAAGCAGAUCCAGCUAUUGCUGCCAUAACCCCACUUAAUAGUCUAUCUCAUCUCUCGGGACUAUCUGGCUUGGCUCAAUCCCCUCUUGCAAUUAGUUUUAAUGAACUUACAUCAAAUUUAAAUUUGUUAGCUCACCUAAAUCCUGGAUUAGCAGCAAUGUCUGGAAUAAAUGGAUUGGCGGCCACGGCAAGCACUUUGCGUAAUGUGAAAACAAAGCCCCAGCCCCAAUUACAAAGUCCUCAUAGUGAAUGCGGAGAUCGGCAGCAGGGAUUAUCUGUCAAAAAUUGGGCGAAACAAAAAUCUCCAACACCUACUUCCGCUGGAGAUUCCAAUUAUGGAUUAAACUUAUGCCAAAAUGAUGAUAACAAUAAGAAUAAAAUUAAAUGUCCUAGUCCAUCGCUCGCGCCAUCACUCGGAAAUUGUGUACCAUCACUAACAACACUAUCUGAUGAUCCGUUGCUAUAUUGGUUAAAAUCCCAACAGGCAAUGUUGGGACUAAGUAACAUCUACCCAGUACCAACAGCUCCCCCAAUUGGGGCUUCCAGCCCUCCGAUACGUUCUCCAACACCGCAACAAUCAGCAAGACUCCAUAUCAACACAUCAUUGAAUGCUUCCGCGCCUUUGACUCCAUCCUCGACACCCUCCGCUAGUCUGGAUGAUAAGAAUGCUGCAUGGUUUAACUGGUGCAAAGCCCUGGGGGCUAGCCUUAACUCGCUAGCGCCAGCAGCAGCGGCCGUUCUUCACAGUACUCCCAUGCAUCAACAACAAACUUCUUCUAAUGUAAGCAUUCCGACAAACAGCGAAACUGCCACAUCUACGACAAAUUUGACCUCCCAAAAAACACAUCUGGAAAACAUUCUCUUUACCCAGCUAACUAAAAAUGUUGAUAGCUCUCCAAUAGAAGGCUCUAUCGCAAUAAACAAUACUCAUUGUAGUGGCAUUCAAAGUGCGGACUCUACGAAUAAACCCGAAGAUCUAUCAGCUAAAACGAUAACAAAUAUGUCUGCACCAUCUUCUCCAAUUUCAACACCACCAGGUGGCAGUUCAUCACCCAGGCCAAAUACAGAAGAAAGCCUAGUCCCAACUCCAGUACAUAGCCCGAAUGAUCUAUCUAUGGCUAAUGCUCCCAACUCACCGUUCUACGACGAAAGGGAGGAAGAUGGGGUUACUAGUAUAGCAGAAUGCAAAGACGUUUUGGAUAACUUGUUAUACAAAAUCAAUAACAACCCCUCGGUGGCAUCACUUAGCAAAGCAACAACUCCGACAAGUGAAAGCCCAGAGGCGGAUGGGUGCACCAGUGAGUCAAAUGCUAGCUAUACAAGCGACAAUAAUCGGAUAAACAGCGAUGACAAUGUCAACAACAAUCAUUCCAAUAAAUCAGAUGAAGAAGAACGCUUGAAAGUUUUCGAAUUCAAUAACAAAGGCGGUAACUCUGAAGCUAUAGAACAUGGUGAGAAGUUCCUUAAGUGGUUAGAAAAUUGCAGCAAUCCUCGAAUCACAGCAUCACAUUUAAUGCAAUUGAGAUUUCUUAUCUCAGCUUUAAAAUCGAAUUGCGAACCUAACACGGAAAACUGUAUAGAUGACACCAAAGAAAGAAGAUCCGAAAGUUCUAAUGCAACUGGAGUGACUAUUGUAGAGGACAAUAAUCGUAUGAACAAAGUACGUCGUCGCAAAUAGGAACAACCAAGAUUAAGAGGGAAAAAGGAAAAUUCA